This is a messenger RNA of Aspergillus versicolor CBS 583.65, 162 nucleotides long. RefSeq lists its product as uncharacterized. The transcript has 2 exons. Bases 1 to 162 code for a protein of 53 amino acids. Lineage: Eukaryota; Fungi; Ascomycota; Eurotiomycetes; Eurotiales; Aspergillaceae. The record is from RefSeq and is a predicted model, not a curated record.
AUGCCGUUUGGUCGAGUGGACCUGGAAAAGGAUGUCGCUGGUGCAGGGUGGUAUGCACAAGAAGCAUACGAGCGGAUUCCGGACUUGCCGUACGACCGCGGCGACGCUGAGAUGAGGGACCUUGACAAUGUACCUAACCCCGAUGUCUCGGGCGACAUCUGA